UUCUCUUUUUCCAAACUCUUUUUUCCAUUCCUGUGUGUUUAAUAAUUCAAAAUGGUGAUGUUUUAAAUCAGGUGGCAAACGAUUAACUCGUUGUAAAACACCGUCAUAGUCUACCAGAUUGAUCUUGACCAGGCAGCAGAUGCUUGGCUGGCAUGGAAUAAUGCCCAUCUACUUUCCAGCACUUGCUGGCGUGGAAUCUAGUCACCCAACAUGGUCGGACCUGUUUAUAUCACUUCUCUGUUUCCUUAUAAGUCAGUAACUAGAGAGUUUCACAAUCACAAUUCAAUCUUUUCUGGGGAGCUUGUGCUGUUGGGAUUCUCUUUCUGUUUGUGGAUCAGGCUGUUAUUAGAGGCAGAGGUUGAAGUUGCAGGAAUUGCAAAUGACGAUCACCAUUCCAGAGCCCCUUCUUGGAGAUGAUAAAACCCUUAUUGAUGAGAAUCAUGCUGAGGAAAUUUCAGGAGAAUUGAUUUUGGAUGGUGGAUUUAUGACUCCAAAAAGCAAUGCAUUUGGCCAUGCUUUCAGAGAUUAUGAAAAGGAAAGCGAAAGACAGGCAACUGUUGAAGAGUUUUACAGGACUCAACACAUUAACCAGACUUAUGAUUUUGUUUUACGCAAGCGUGAAGAAUAUGGUAAGCUUGACAGAGCUGUGAUGAGCAUUUGGGAAUGUUGUGAGCUGCUGAAUGAGUUUGUAGAUGAGUCUGAUCCUGACCUUGAGGAGCCUCAAAUUGAGCAUCUCCUCCAAACAGCAGAAGCCAUUCGCAAAGAUUAUCCCAAUGAAGAUUGGCUUCAUUUGACUGGACUCAUUCAUGAUUUGGGCAAGGUGCUACUUCAUCCUAGAUUUGGAGCUGAACCUCAAUGGGCUGUUGUAGGUGACUCUUUCCCUGUUGGAUGUGCAUUCGAUGAAUCCAUAGUUCAUCACCAGUAUUUUAAAGGUAACCCAGAUUACUACAACCCCAAAUACAACACAAAAUAUGGAGUUUAUUCUGAGAAAUGUGGACUCGAAAAGGUUAUUAUGUCAUGGGGCCACGAUGAGUACAUGCACAUGGUUGCCAAAAUGAACAAUACCACAUUACCCCCUGUUGCACUCUUUAUCAUCAGAUUUCAUUCUUUCUACGCUCUGCAUCGUGCUGGUGCUUACACCCAUUUCAUAAAGGAGGAGGAUAACAAAAUGCUGGAGUGGCUUAAAAUAUUCAACAAAUACGAUUUAUAUAGUAAGAGUAAAGUAAGAGUUGAUGUGGAAGCUGUGAAACCCUACUAUCAGUCCCUCAUCAAGAAGUACUUUCCUGCUAAGUUGAGAUGGUGAAUGCAAAAGAAUUCACAUGGCUACGAGGCUGUGAACAUAUAUGCAGCAUCACACAACAUGAGAAAGACCCAAGUUUAAGAUUAGGUUUUAGUGGAAGUGUUUGCUGGAAUGGCAAGUCAUUUAUAAGGAUUAUUGUUCAGGCACAGAUGAUUUUGUAAAUUUCUGUGGUGUGUAAGCAAAGAGAUUGCUGGCCCUAAAUCCCAACUUAUAAAUAAAAACAAAUCACCAUUUCAUUA
Cryptomeria japonica (Japanese cedar) is the source of this 1539-nucleotide messenger RNA. Its product is annotated as probable inositol oxygenase. The record is from RefSeq and is a predicted model, not a curated record. Gene Ontology annotation, biological process: inositol catabolic process. Bases 380 to 1303 code for a protein of 307 amino acids. NCBI's taxonomy places the organism in Eukaryota, Viridiplantae, Streptophyta, Pinopsida, Cupressales, Cupressaceae. Gene Ontology annotation, molecular function: iron ion binding; inositol oxygenase activity. The transcript has 12 exons. Gene Ontology annotation, cellular component: cytoplasm.